AUGAAAUUAUCAAAUAUUAUUUUACUAAAUUUAUUUUCAUCAACCUCUUUAUCAUAUCUUAUCAAAACAGAGAACCUUAACAAUAUUGAAUUGUCUAAUUUGGAUGUAACCGGUCAGGAAAGAUUUAAUAACAACCCGCAUUAUAUUCAUAAUAAUAAAAGAACAGGAAAUGACACAAAAGAUGAUAAAGAAUCCCAACAAGAAAAUACAGUCCAAAACGAUGAAAUUUUAUGUCCAAUGGAAAGUCUUAUCGUUGAAAGACAAAGUGAUUUAUCAAUAUUAGAUCAUUGCAACACAAUCUUUAAUGAUUUGAUUAUCACUUCGGAGUAUAAAGAAAAUGUUUUAGAUUUAAAAAAAUUAACCACCAUUCAAGGCCAUUUAAUAGUAGACAAUUGUGACACUUUAAUUAAAUUUGUGGCCCCAAAUUUACAAAAAAUUAAUGGAGAUUUUGUAUUAAACUCUUUAACAUCAAUAGUAAUUUUAGAAGUACCCAAUUUGAUUGACGUUAAUUCUAUUCAAUGGAAAAUUCUACCAAUUUUAAAUCAAGUUGAAAUUAAUCCAAAUAUAAUGGUCCGUGAAACAAUAAUCAUUUCAGACACAUCCAUCUCCAAUUUGGAAGGGUUCUAUCCAAUUAAAGAAUUAGACACGUUUAACAUCAAUAACAACAGGUUUUUGGAAACUAUUAAAGCAAGCUUAGUCAAUGUUAGAACACAAUUUACAAUUCAUGCAAAUUCAAAGGAUUUGCAAAUUGAAUUACCUUUUUUACAAGAUGUUGAAAACAUGACAAUUAGGGAUGCACACUCAAUUUGGUUACCAAAUUUAAAAACUGUCAGAACUAACUUGGAGUUUAUUGAAAAUGGUUGCGUUGAUUUAGAUUUAGGAACAUUAGAGACUGUCGGUGGAACAGUUGGAAUUAUUGACAAUAACUAUUUAUCCAAAAUGUAUUUUAAUAAUGUAACAGAUAUUCAGGGUGGGCUAGUCAUUGAUAAUAACCCAAGAUUAGAGAGUAUUGACACCUUCCAAAAAUUGAAAACAAUUGGAGGUGCAAUUCAAUUUAAAGGAAGUUUCAAAGAUACAAGUUUUCCUAAUCUUAAAUUAGUUAAAGGUAGUGCCUUUAUUAAAUCUUCAUCAGCUGAGAUGGAUUGUAAUAAAUGGAUUAGACCUCUAAAUGGCAGAUCAAUUAUUCGUGGGGGGAAAAUCAAAUGCACGUCACACAAGAAGCAAAAUUCUAUUAGUUUGGAUGAAGAUGGUAAGAUCAUUGAUAUGCAGCAAAAUGAAGUUAGUGAUGAAAAAGCCAAUGUCACGGUCAUUCCAAAUACUGCAACAACCAGUCCACAUUUAAAAUGGGGGCAACUAAUCUUUCUAGUAACUUGUCUGUUGAUGCUACACCUCUGA
Molecule: messenger RNA, 1395 nt
Organism: Arxiozyma heterogenica
Lineage: Eukaryota; Fungi; Ascomycota; Saccharomycetes; Saccharomycetales; Saccharomycetaceae
Gene: SPS22
Product: Sps22p
Exons: 1
Coding region: 1-1395 (464 amino acids)
Biological process (GO): ascospore wall assembly
Cellular component (GO): fungal-type cell wall; plasma membrane
Source: RefSeq, a predicted model, not a curated record